Messenger RNA from Microcebus murinus (gray mouse lemur), 2528 nucleotides. Lineage: Eukaryota; Metazoa; Chordata; Mammalia; Primates; Cheirogaleidae. The record is from RefSeq and is a predicted model, not a curated record.
AGAAGGAGGGGAAGGGAGGGGGGAUCGGUGUGUACUUUGGAGAGUAGACGGCGGUGGGGCACGAAGAGCGCGAAGGCCAGCCGGGUGAACUCUGCUCUGGGCCUAGAGCCAGCGAAGAGGAUUCAGAACCGAGUCAGCACUCCUUGCGAGUAGGGGUCCGGCUGCUGAGACGCAGAGGUCCUCUGGGGGCAAAGCCCCGGCCUAGGCCCCGCGGAGAUGUCCAGCUGUGGCGCUUGUACUUGCGGCGCUGCGGCCGCUCGGCUCAUCACCUCUUCAUUCGCGUCCGCCCAGAGAGGUAUUUCUUGUGGCCGUAUUCAUAUACCAGUUUUAGGAAGGCUUGGGACCUUUGAAACCCAGAUUCUGCGAAGAGCUCCUCUUAGAACCUUUACAGAAACACCAGCAUACUUUGCCGCAAAAGAUGGGAUGAGUAAAGAUGGUUCUGGUGAUGGAAAUAAUAAGAAAUCAGUGAGUGAGGGAAGCAGUAAGAAAUCAGGCUCUGGGAAUUCUGGGAAAGGUGGGAACCAGCUGCGCUGUCCUAAAUGUGGUGACUUGUGCACGCAUGUAGAGACCUUCGUAUCAUCCACCCGUUUUGUCAAGUGUGAAAAAUGUCAUCAUUUUUUUGUUGUGCUAUCUGAAGCAGACUCAAAGAAAAGCAUAAUUAAAGAACCUGAAUCAGCAGCAGAAGCUGUAAAAUUGGCAUUCCAACAGAAACCACCUCCUCCCCCCAAGAAGAUUUACAACUACCUCGACAAGUAUGUCGUUGGCCAGUCAUUUGCUAAGAAGGUGCUUUCAGUUGCUGUGUAUAAUCAUUAUAAGAGAAUAUAUAAUAAUAUCCCAGCUAAUCUGAGACAGCAAGCAGAAGUUGAGAAGCAGACAUCAUUAACACCUAGAGAGUUAGAAAUAAGAAGACGGGAGGAUGAGUACAGAUUUACAAAAUUGCUUCAGAUUGCUGGGAUUAGCCCACAUGGCAAUGCUUUAGGAGCAUCAAUGCAGCAACAAGUAAAUCAACAAAUACCUCAGGAAAAACGAGGAGGUGAAGUAUUGGAUUCUUCUCAUGAUGACAUAAAACUUGAAAAAAGUAAUAUUUUGCUGCUUGGACCAACUGGGUCAGGUAAAACCCUGCUGGCACAAACUUUAGCUAAAUGCCUUGAUGUCCCUUUUGCUAUCUGUGACUGUACAACUCUGACUCAGGCUGGAUAUGUAGGUGAAGAUAUUGAAUCUGUGAUUGCCAAACUGCUUCAAGAUGCCAAUUAUAAUGUAGAAAAGGCACAACAAGGAAUUGUCUUUCUGGAUGAAGUAGAUAAGAUUGGCAGUGUGCCAGGCAUUCAUCAAUUACGGGAUGUAGGUGGAGAAGGCGUUCAGCAAGGUUUAUUAAAACUGCUAGAAGGCACAAUAGUCAAUGUUCCAGAAAAGAAUUCCCGAAAGCUGCGUGGAGAAACAGUACAAGUUGAUACAACAAUAAAUCCUGUUUGUUUCACAAAUAUCUGGAUGCAUCUGGUGCUUUCAAAUGGCUUAGACAGAUCAUAUAGUUUUAUAGCAGUGAGGAAAAAUGAAAACGAAAGUUAUCUUGGAUUUGGAACACCUUCUAAUCUGGGAAAAGGCAGAAGGGCUGCAGCUGCUGCAGACCUUGCUAAUCGAAGUGGAGAAUCAAAUACUCACCAAGACAUUGAAGAAAAAGAUCGGUUAUUACGUCACGUGGAAGCCAGAGAUCUCAUUGAAUUUGGCAUGAUUCCUGAGUUUGUGGGACGGUUGCCUGUGGUAGUUCCUUUGCAUAGCCUAGAUGAGAAAACACUUGUACAAAUACUGACUGAGCCACGUAAUGCUGUUAUUCCUCAGUACCAGGCCUUAUUCAGCAUGGAUAAGUGUGAACUGAAUGUUACUGAGGAUGCUUUGAAAGCUAUAGCCAGAUUGGCACUAGAACGAAAAACAGGUGCACGAGGCCUUAGGUCCAUAAUGGAAAAGCUGUUACUAGAACCAAUGUUUGAAGUCCCUAAUUCUGAUAUUGUUUGUGUGGAGGUAGACAAAGAAGUAGUAGAAGGAAAAAAGGAACCAGGAUAUGUUCGGGCUCCAACAAAAGAAUCCUCCGAAGAGGAAUAUGACUCGGGUGUCGAAGAAGAAGGAUGGCCUCGUCAGGCAGAUGCUGCAAACAGCUAAACCGUCAGAUUCCUGUCCUGUAUAUAAAGCUUUUCCUUCUUUUGUUUAGGAUCAUAACUGUCUCUACAGUCUGAUAUUAAAGGCAUUGGAUCUAUCUUGGCUAUCAUACAUGGUCAGAGAAGCCUUUAGGAUAAGAAUCAGAUCAUGUAUAUUAUUGUAACAUCACAUUGAUUUAUACAGAGGACAUUAUGUGGACUUUAAUGAUACAAUGUUUAGAGAUAAAUGUACAUUAUUUUGGUUCCGUUUUUAAAAAAUAUGCUUUAACAAAAUUCUUAGGAAUUCUUUUAAGCAAUGCAGGUAGUGCAAUAACUGUGGAUUUUACAAUAAUGUUACUCUACAAAUGGGAAAAUAAAUUCUUUAAAAUUAAAUGUUGA